AUGAUCGAGGCCAUGUCCUCCGAACGAACGCCGAAGAAACCCGCAAUCUUACGCCGUGUCUCGUCGAAGCCACACAGGGGCCAGGAGUUUUCUGUUGAUGACGAUGUGAGUGAGGUGGAAGACAAGACCUUGAGGCAGCCGGCUCUCUCUGGUAGAUCUACGGCUCGACAGCACUCGUCCAUUCGACGUCGAAACGUCAUGCCGUCGACAGUGCUCACUCGAGUUGAUUCCGAGGACGAACGUCAAGAUGGUCCAACUGUGAGCGGAAGCCAGGCUAGCGAGAACGAAGAGAACAACAUUGAUGAUAUCGGUGAAAUGGCCGAUGAUGAUGGUGUCGUUGAUGAUGAUGAUGCUAGCGACGCCGAAAGCUUUACUCUCAAAGACAGGCAACAAGCCAUAAACGAGACUCACCCGUUUGGUAUCAGAAUCUGGAAGCCAGCCUUAUACAAGAAACUUCGGUCUGUUGAGAAAACUGCUGAAGGAGAUAUUCAUUCAGUACCUGGACAGCGUGUCAGCCCCUGGCUUUUUCUAGCCAACAUUUUGUGGACGGUGGUCUUUGGCUGGUGGCUCGCUCUGGCGGCGUUGAUCGGUGCCAUUGCUUGUUUUGCCAUCGGGUUCUCCCCAGACUCCUCAGCAUAUGGUAGGGUGUUUUGGGGCCUCUCUGGCUAUCUGCUAUACCCCUUUGGUGCCAUGGUUCGUCUGAAGCCCGACGAGAAUUAUGCCGAAGAAGACGAAGGCGAAGGGAGAAGCAUCAGCGAGUACGAGCAAUGGCAGAGCGGUGACAUUGAACGGGGGGGCCUGUUUUUUGGUCCGAUUGCGAAUGCUCGCUCGCUGGUAGGACGACGGAGAAAUAGUAUGGACUCUGCCAGUGAGCGAGACAGCCUGCUUGGUAGGACUGGACGCCACCACUCUGAUGAUAGCGAAACAGCUAGGACCAAACGCCGCCUCUUUGGACGCGGCGAAUGGACCACUGGCCGGGUCAUGUUUUACAUCUUCUUCUACCUUCUAGUCGGCCCGCUGCUACUCUCAGUCUCCCUCAUAUGCUGGAUCCUCGUGUUCUGGAUACCCAUGGGCCGCGUUACGAUCAUCCUGUUUCAUCAUCUUCGUCGACAUCCCCUUGCCCUAUCCUUUCACUCAGAUAGCACAUACACCAGGCUACAGUCAGGCCCUUCAUCCUCAAUUCUCCUUUGUACUUACCGUGCAGCCGGCUUAAAAUAUUGGAAAUACACUGUUGAUGGAACCAACAUCUUCCUUAUUAACUUACUGGCUGUCGUCUCUUUCGUCAUCUUUGAUUUCCACGUCUUGCGAAAGAUCUUUCCCACUGAUAAUUUUAUCACACAUCCUGGCCUGAUAUUUGUGCUCGCUCUGAUCGCUGUGACGCCGCUUGCCUAUUUCAUCGGGCAAGCCGUUGCCUCCAUAUCUGCCCAGUCUUCCAUGGGGCUGGGUGCGGCCAUCAAUGCCUUCUUCUCUACCUUGGUAGAGGUAUACCUUUACUGCAUUGCAUUAUCCCAAGGUAAAGCCCAGCUCGUGGAAGGGAGCAUUAUUGGCAGUAUAUUCGCCGGUAUCCUGUUUUUGCCUGGGAUAUCGAUGUGUUUCGGAGCCAUCAUCCGCAAGACUCAGAGGUUUAACGUCAAGUCAGCCGGUGUGACGUCAACAAUGCUCUUAUUUGCCGUUAUUGCGGCCUUUGGCCCGACUCUCUUUUAUCAAAUCUAUGGCAGAGUCCCGGCUGUCGAUGAUGAUUUUUUCAUGAAGGCAGUACAGCCAUACUCCUACUUUGCUGCUGUUCUACUCUUUCUGUCCUACAUCAUUGGUCUUUGGUUUACUCUUCGGACUCACGCUGCCAUCAUUUGGUCCACUGACGUUGAGGAGAAAAGGCCGCAUUCUGAUGCCCAUAGAUCUGUCUCUCACUCACAUAUUGAUCAUGCGCAUGGCAGUACCAGCCUCAAGGGUUCCAUACGAGACUCGCAGCUAUACGCUCGAAUUCUUGGACAAUCUCUCAAGCAUGUAGGUUUAACUCCAAGCUCUGAACAGUCGACUGCCGCAAUUAGUCCCAAUGAGGCGGCAACUGUGCACGUUGUACCCCCCAAGGACAAGAAUAAGUACCAAGGUCCCUACAAUAUGAAGAUUCCCUCCCUCACUGCAGAAGAAAAUGAUCAACUGGUCCGACAGGUCACCGAAGUGGCGGCAACCGCGGCCACAGUUGCUGCCCGAGAUGCCGCCGGCCCAAGGCAUGUAUCAGGCACACCUGGGGUUAAGACCCCGGUAGGAACCACUGGGACUCCCGCAAUUGGCCACUCUGAGGAGGCAGGGGUAUUUACAGAACCUCACACCGAGUCACAUGGACACGAUGCUCCAAAUUGGGGCAAGACAAAAAGUUUUGUUAUAUUACUAGGCGCAACAUUGCUGUAUGCAGUGAUUGCCGAGAUCCUAGUGAAUACGGUUGAUGUAGUGCUACAAAGCUAUGAUAUUGAUGAGAAGUUCCUUGGAAUUACCCUAUUUUCAUUGGUUCCCAACACUACUGAGUUUUUGAACGCCAUUUCUUUCGCAAUGAACGGGAACAUAGCGCUGUCCAUGGAGAUCGGCUCUGCGUAUGCACUCCAGGUGUGCCUGCUGCAAAUUCCGGCCUUGGUACUAUUCAGUGCCGUGCAUACCUCGAUAUUUAACCCUUCUGACCUUCUGGAGCAUUCAUUCAACUUGAUAUUCCCGCAGUGGGACAUGAUCACCGUCAUCCUGUGUGUGUUCCUCCUAUCAUAUGUUUAUGGUGAAGGGAAGAGCAACUACUUCAAAGGCUCGAUUCUGCUUCUUACAUAUAUCUUCGUCGUUAUGGGCUUUUACCUGUCCAGUCUCAGCACGAUGGGUGUCCAGCAGCUUCAGUCAACUUCUCUCGGCGUUGCUAGGAACGAUGACGGCUCAUUCCAAGUCAGUGGUUAG
Messenger RNA from Trichophyton verrucosum HKI 0517, 2931 nucleotides. RefSeq lists its product as uncharacterized. The transcript has 4 exons. Gene Ontology annotation, molecular function: calcium:proton antiporter activity. Gene Ontology annotation, cellular component: endomembrane system; membrane. The coding region runs from base 1 to 2931 and encodes 976 amino acids. The record is from RefSeq and is a predicted model, not a curated record. NCBI's taxonomy places the organism in Eukaryota, Fungi, Ascomycota, Eurotiomycetes, Onygenales, Arthrodermataceae. Gene Ontology annotation, biological process: calcium ion transmembrane transport; intracellular calcium ion homeostasis.